Messenger RNA from Lutra lutra (Eurasian river otter), 2012 nucleotides. It is a transcript of the gene RMND5B, whose product is annotated as required for meiotic nuclear division 5 homolog B. Gene Ontology annotation, biological process: proteasome-mediated ubiquitin-dependent protein catabolic process. The transcript is spliced from 12 exons. Gene Ontology annotation, cellular component: GID complex; nucleus; cytoplasm. Lineage: Eukaryota; Metazoa; Chordata; Mammalia; Carnivora; Mustelidae. Gene Ontology annotation, molecular function: ubiquitin protein ligase activity; protein binding. The record is from RefSeq and is a predicted model, not a curated record. Bases 315 to 1547 code for a protein of 410 amino acids.
GCUGACUGGCUUCCGGGCCGGGAGGUGCGGGCGGAGGGCGAGGUGCCCCGGGACGGCCGACGGCGGCGCGGGGGUUGCGGCAGCUCGGCCGGACUCCCAGGCCCCGGGCCUUCUCCGGAGCACCUCCGCCACCACCAAGCCGCGGCCCCAGCCUGCCCCUGGGCUGGCUUUCUCCUCAGUCCUCGGGCGUGGGGACCAGGAGCUGGAGAGAUUGUAGUGUGAAGACAUCAGCUUAAGGAGAGAGGGCAGAAACACAUCUCAGGCCCUGGGUUGCCAUUUCCCCAUCAUUCAUCCCUCACUUGGCAGAGGUCACCAUGGAGCAGUGUGCAAGUGUGGAGAGGGAGGUAGACAAGGUCCUCCAGAAGUUCCUGACCUAUGGGCAGCACUGCGAGCAGAGCCUGGAGGAGCUCCUACACUAUGUGGGCCAGCUGCGGGCUGAGCUGGCCAGCGCAGAAAGCAUGCACAUAAAAAAGACUUCAAGGUCAAAAGAGCUUACAGUGAAAACCCUCCAGGGGACCCCUCUGUCAGCCACCCUCUCCCUGGUGAUGUCCCAGUGCUGCCGGAAGAUCAAAGACACUGUGCAGAAGCUGGCUUCGGACCACAAGGACAUUCACAGCAGCGUCUCCCGAGUGGGCAAAGCCAUCGACAGGAACUUUGACUCAGAGAUUUGUGGUGUGGUCUCCGACGCGGUGUGGGACUCGAGGGAGAAGCAGCAGCAGAUCCUGCAGACGGCCAUCGUGGAGCACCUGUACCAGCAAGGCAUGCUCAGCGUCGCCGAGGAGCUGUGCCAGGAAUCAACACUGAACGUGGACUUGGACUUUAAGCAGCCUUUCCUUGAGUUGAAUCGAAUCCUGGAAGCUCUGCAUGAACAAGACCUAGGGCCGGCAUUGGAAUGGGCCGUCUCCCACAGGCAGCGCCUGCUCGAGCUCAACAGCUCCCUGGAGUUCAAGCUGCACCGCCUACACUUCAUCCGCCUCCUGGCAGGCGGCCCCGAGAAGCAGCUCGAGGCCCUCAGCUAUGCCCGGCACUUUCAGCCAUUUGCUCGGCUGCACCAGCGAGAGAUCCAGGUGAUGAUGGGCAGCCUGGUGUACCUGCGGCUGGGCUUGGAGAAGUCGCCCUACUGCCACCUCCUGGACAACAGUCAUUGGGCAGAGAUCUGCGAGACCUUUACCAGGGAUGCUUGUUCCCUGCUGGGGCUGUCGGUGGAGUCACCCCUCAGCGUCAGCUUUGCCUCUGGCUGUGUGGCGCUGCCUGUGCUGAUGAACAUCAAGGCUGUGAUUGAGCAGAGGCAGUGCACAGGGGUCUGGAGUCACAAGGACGAGCUACCGAUUGAGAUCGAACUCGGCAUGAAGUGCUGGUACCACUCAGUGUUUGCCUGCCCCAUCCUCCGGCAGCAGACCUCCGAUUCCAACCCUCCCAUCAAGCUCAUCUGUGGCCACGUGAUCUCCCGGGACGCCCUCAACAAGCUCAUUAAUGGAGGAAAGCUGAAGUGUCCCUACUGCCCCAUGGAGCAGAACCCAGCAGAUGGCAAACGCAUCAUAUUCUGAUAACCUGCCUUGAAGGAACUUUGUCAGAGGGGUUUUCCACCCACGAGCCUUGCUCUGUCUCCGUGGGGGUGGAUGGCUUCAGUAGACUGUGGUUCAUUUCAGAGCAAAUGCUGAGCACCACCAUGGACAGAGGCCAAGAAGGGAGAGGAGCCCAUCUGUGCCGGGCAGCUGGCUCCUUGGCUGGAAGGGUAGGGACACAGGCCUCUGUCCUCCUGCGGCUGCCCUGUUUCUGUAUGCCAGUGACUUCAUAGCAGCCAACAGGGAAACAAAGCACUUGGCCAGCUACGCAGACAUCUUUUCAACCCUGCCCCAGUCAGGUCGCUUCCAGUCCUGCCAGCACCUGGCGCUGGAGCCGUGGUUCUUCCUCACGACUGUAUGUAUCCAUUCCCACUGUAAAUAGUCCGGGUUCAAACACAGUGCCCUGGUUUUAUAAGUGAGCAAAUAUAUUCACAGGCCUUCUCCUUA